AUGACUUUGGAUGAACUGGUAGGAAACUUAAGAACCUAUGAAAUAGAAAUUGAUGGAACCAAAGAACAAAGAGCUUCUGAGAAAAUCUUUGCUUUGAAGGCUUCAGCUAGUGAUGAAGAGAUUGAAAUGGACAAACUUGAAUCUAUAAGAUUACUUGUUGCUUUUGCUGCUUAUGUAAAGUUUAUUCUCUAUCAGAUGAAUGUGAAGAGUGCAUUCUUGAAUGAGAUUCUCAAAGAGGAGGUUUAUGUUAAUCAACCUCCAGGAUUUGAAAGCAAGAAGUUUCCUGAUCAUGUGUAUAAACUGGAUAAGGCCUUAUAUGGGCUGAAGCAAGCUCCAAGGACUUGGUAUGAUGGAUUGUCAAAGUUUCUAUUGGAGCAUGGUCAUACCACAGGGCUAUGUGAUAGUUUUCAAGCAAAGUCCAAAGAAUCACAUCUAAAAUCAGUGAAAAGAAUAUUUAGAUACUUAAAGAGAACUAGUGAUCUUGGCUUAUGGUAUCUCAAAGGUAGUAACUUUGAUUUGGUAGGAUACUCUGAUGCUGAUUAUGCAGGAUAUUUGGUUGACAGGAAGAGCACUACAGGGGUAAUCAAAGAAUCACUUCGUUUACAUCCUCCUGCCCCUUUCUUAAUCCCAAGGGAGACAAUUCUUGACACCAAGUUCAUGGGGUACGACGUACCAAAAGGCACUCAAGUCCUAGUAAAUGUCUGGGUGAUUGGAAGAGAUCCUGAAUGUUGGGACGAACCUACGAGUUUCAAGCCGGAAAGUUUUCUUGGCUCAAAAGUGGAUGUGAAGGGACAACAUUAUGAGCUAAUUCCAUUUGGUGGUGGAAGGAGGAUGUGCGUUGGCUUCCCUUUAGGCCGUCGAAUGAUGCAUUUCGCUCUGAGAUCGUUGCUUCAUGAAUUCGAAUGGGACCUCCCUAAUGGUGUCUUCCCUAAAUCUAUUAAUAUGGAUGAAAGCAUGGGAGUAACAGCCAGAAAACGACUAUUUGAAAGUGAUGCCAAAAAAGGCUUGAUUAGUUAUUGUAGUUAUUAA
Messenger RNA from Capsicum annuum, 1029 nucleotides. RefSeq names its product cytochrome P450 71C3-like. Gene Ontology annotation, molecular function: iron ion binding; oxidoreductase activity, acting on paired donors, with incorporation or reduction of molecular oxygen; monooxygenase activity. The record is from RefSeq and is a predicted model, not a curated record. Bases 1 to 1029 code for a protein of 342 amino acids. Lineage: Eukaryota; Viridiplantae; Streptophyta; Magnoliopsida; Solanales; Solanaceae. The transcript is spliced from 4 exons.